This is a messenger RNA of Trypanosoma rangeli, 1398 nucleotides long. Its product is annotated as putative kynureninase. Gene Ontology annotation, cellular component: cytoplasm. Gene Ontology annotation, molecular function: pyridoxal phosphate binding; kynureninase activity. The record is from RefSeq and is a predicted model, not a curated record. Gene Ontology annotation, biological process: NAD+ biosynthetic process. Bases 1 to 1398 code for a protein of 465 amino acids. The transcript has a single exon. Lineage: Eukaryota; Euglenozoa; Kinetoplastea; Trypanosomatida; Trypanosomatidae.
AUGCGUAACAACGCCGCCGAAAAGCUGCUCAGCACAGCGCGCACGGAGGGUCUCUUACUUACGGAGAAUGGCUUUGCUGAGUUUAUGGAUGCUGCUGAUCCCUUGCGGGAGCAUCGUGAGGCCUUUCACUUUCCCAAACGGCGGGAAGGAGGGGAUUACGUGUACGUCAGCGGCAAUGCGCUGGGGCUGCAGCACAAAGACGUGGAGUCGAGUGUCGGUGGGGCGCUGAAGAAGUGGCGUGACCUCGGCGUGAUGGGGAACUAUCAACACCCAAAUCCAUGGGAGGAGUUGGAGAGCCUGGGUAGAAAAGAGAUAGCGGCGAUUGUGGGGGCACAGGAAAGUGAGGUGAUCACGAUGAAUUCAUUUGGUGUUAACCUGCACUUGCUACUAAUGGCGUUUUACAGGCCAAAAGGGAAACGACGGCGGAUUUUGACGUGGAAUCAUUCCUUCCCCGGUAGCACACAUGCGCUCGUCUCACAGUUGGAGGCACGCGGUAUGAACCCCGCGGAGGAUCUCGUUUUUGUGGGUGCCUCACAAGAUGAGAAUUGGGAAAUAAGUUCGGUUAAUAUUCCCAUAGAGCAGUUUUUUUCUCUUAUUGAGAAGUGCGGAGAUGAAGUUGCGGUCGCCGUAUUGAGUGGAGUCCACUUUUUUAGCGGGCAGCUCUUUGACAUUCAGACCAUCACAAAAGCGGCCCAUGCAAAAGGUAUUGUUGUCGGCGUAGACUGUGCCCACGCGGUGGGGAAUGUCCCGCUGCAAUUGCAUGACUGGGGGGUGGACUUUGCGUGCUGGAGCAACUACCGGUAUCUUAACAGCGGCCCCGGUAACCUGGGGGGUGUGUUUGUACACAGCAAGCAUACCUCCGUCGGAAAUGUGUUUAAGCCGCUGCGUGGUUGGUGGGGCCAUGAUUGCCGCAACUGCUAUAAGCUGUAUCGUAGCUUUGAGCUCGCAGAGGGGGCAGCGAGCUUUCAGGUUAGCAACGUCCCGGCCCUCGGCAUGAUGGCAAUGCUUCCAAGCGUCCGUCUUAUGGCGGAAAUUGGGAUGGGGCCGCUGCGCGAGAAGUCGAUGCUGCUGACGACCUACAUGGAACUGCUGCUAAGUGAGCUGGUGCCACAGGGCUCAAUAGAGGUCAUUACGCCUGUCGACCCCAACCAGCGUGGGGCGCAGCUGUCGAUUCGCAUUUUGCCAAACCGGCUCACCUCUAAUCUCUCGCUAAAGGACACGUAUGAGUGCGACACCUGCGGGGACAGUGACGCUGACCGCAUGGAGCGUCACCUCUACGAAAAUGGCAUCAUUGUGAACCACUACCCACCCGACGUCAUUCAUCUCGCCCCUGUGCCGCUGUACAACUCCUUCAUGGAUGUCCUGCUAACUGUGCGGGCGGUUGCGGAGUGCUUCUAG